GAUGAUGACAUAACCCUGCGCACAAACAAACAUCAACUUAUCUCACAAAAUCUUGAUUAAAGCCGGCUUCUUUUGCUGUACCGUAAAGCAUCAUCAUCGUGCAUGCAACUCUCUCUCUCUCUCUCUCUCUCUCUCUCUCUCUCUCUUUCUCUUUAAGCAUGCACUUUCUCCACCUUGCCUAACGCUUCCAACCGCCGGCAACUAACCACCACCGUCUCCGGCCACCUACAAUCACCCUCCACCACUUCAACCGUUUGUUUUGACUUCACAACACCAACACAGGUUUUGAUGGAGAAUAGAAUAUGCAUGAAUGAGUUGUGCGGAGCUUUGUUAGCAGCGGAUACAGAUGGUUUUAAAAAAGGUUGGCCUUUGCGAUCUGGUGAUUUUGCUAAACUUUGUGUUAAGUGCGGUACUGCUUAUGAACAACUAGCAUUCUGUGAAUUGUUCCACCUAGAAGACACUGGUUGGAGGGAGUGCACUUCUUGUGGGAAGCGACUCCAUUGUGGAUGCAUUGCUUCUAGUGCUUUCAUCGAACUACUUGAAAACGGUGGUGUAAAUUGUGUCAGCUGCUCAAAUAGUUUUAAACAUGACCCUAGUACAAGUGAAGAUAAGCCUGAAGAAUGCGGGAUUUCAGUAGAAAAUAGCGUCGAAGAAAUCCGUUCAUCAAUAAAAAUGUUUAAACAAUCAUGUGAUGCCACUGGUUACGAUGACGAUGCAUCCACAUCUCACAUGAAACACGAAGAAAUUCAAACUACAUCGACGUCAAUAUCAAUUUACGAUACAGGGGUUAAAGAUGUGCAAACAGAAUUAACUAUAGGCUUGGCUUCUUCUUCUUCACAAAAACCGGCUUUUUACCCUGUUGAAGAUAGGGAAUCGAGCAAACCGUAUUCUUCGUUGCAACACGGGCCUUGGGCUCAUCAUAUUUUGCCCAAAGUGCCGAAAUCAGUUUUCCCACAAGGGUUUGAUGCGAAUUCUAGUAUGGGUUCACCGAUACGGGUGGCCCGCCCACCUGUUGAGGGGCGGGUCAAAAAUCAGCUGCUUCCUCGUUAUUGGCCCAGAAUUACCGAACAAGAGUUGCAGCAGAUAUCUGGAGACUCAAAUGCCACCAUUGUUCCACUUUUUGAGAAAGUUCUGAGUGCCAGCGAUGCGGGUCGAAUCGGUCGUUUGGUUCUCCCGAAAGCAUGUGCUGAAGCAUAUUUUCCACCAAUUUCGCAACCUGAAGGACUCCCGUUAAGGAUUCAAGACGUUAAAGGCAAAGAAUGGUUAUUUCAGUUCAGAUUUUGGCCAAAUAAUAACAGCCGAAUGUAUGUUCUAGAAGGUGUCACUCCAUGCAUACAAUCUAUGCAGUUGAAAGCCGGAGAUACUGUGACAUUCAGCCGUAUGGAACCUGAAGGAAAGCUUCUUAUGGGUUCCCGAAAAGCCUCAGUUAGUACUUCUGUUCAGGAUUCUCGUAUAUCUGCAAUGCAUAACGGUGCUAUUGAGAAUCUUUCAAAUAUGAAUGAUUACUCUAAUCUUCUUCAAUCGCUGAAGAGAAACACGGAUUCGCAUCUAAAUAUAUUAUCAAGGAACAUGAACUUGCCUAUCGGUGAUGCCAAGUCAAGGGCAGAUUCGUCAUUCCAACCGGACAAAAAACAAAGUCGAAAUAUCGGGUCAAAAAGUAAAAGAUUACUUAUGGAAAAUCAAGACGCUCUUGAUCUUAAAUAUACAUGGGAAGAGUUACAGGAUAUGCUAAACCCGCCCACUAUGAACCCAAGUACUGUCACCAUUGAAGAUCAUGAGUUUGAAGAAUAUGAAGAACCUCCUGUUUUUGGAAAGGGGAGUAUAUUCACUGUUCGGUUAUCUGGGGAGCAAGAACAGUGGGCCCAAUGUGAUAACUGUUCGAAAUGGCGAAGGUUACCCGUUGAUUUUCUUCUUCCGGCGAAAUGGACAUGCCAAGAAAAUAUAUGGGAUGGAAGCAGGUCUUCUUGUCUUGCACCAGAUGAACUAAACCCUAGAGAACUCGAGCAGCUUCUUGGAAUGAUGAAAGAACAUCACAAGUGGAGGAAUUCAAUGAGCCAUAAACCAGACCAGGGACCAAGUGGGCCCAAUGAAACCGAACCAUCGGUUGCAACCACCACCAAGCACCCAAGGCACCGCCCGGGCUGCUCAUGCAUAGUCUGCAGUCAACCACCAAGUGGCAAAGGCAAGCACAAGCCCAACUGUACAUGCACCGUCUGCAUGACGGUCAAACGCCGAUUCAAAACCCUAAUGCUACGCAAGCAACAACGCCAAUCAGAACGUGAAGCCGAAAUAGCAGAGAAAAGCCAACUCAAACUGGGUCCCAGUCCCACCAACAAGGAGACGGAAGUCAAACAGUCGAUGUCCUCAUCCGGCAAAGCACAACUAGACUUAAACAUAGAUCCUCAUGCAUCAAAUACAACCCAUGUAAGCAUGAUGAGUCUUCUUCAAGCAGCAAAUCAACCACUCGAGACGUAUAUGAAACAACAUGGUCUUACAAGCUUAAUUUCCGAGCCACAAGCAAGCUCCGGUUCACAACCGUUGUUACAAGCUAGUUCUGGCCUUACACCCACGGUUCAAGAGGAUGAGCCUCAAGGACCUAACCAUAACGAUAACAGUUCGUAAAUUAGUUACCACUUGAUGGAAUUUGAAAAGGUUUUCAUAGUUUUGGGUUGAAAAAUGAUAUCUUUUUUCAUACUUAUGUGAAGUUGAUGUGUUUGUUGUUGUGGUACAAUUUGAGUGAGGUGUUAUAUGGUAAUCUUUAGACAGAUUGUGUUUGAAUACGUAACCUUAAUGUUGUAUAACAUAUGAGACUGAUUCUUUAUAUUAUUAAAGCGUGUUUGCAGUUUG
Helianthus annuus (common sunflower) is the source of this 2847-nucleotide messenger RNA. Its product is annotated as B3 domain-containing protein Os07g0679700. NCBI's taxonomy places the organism in Eukaryota, Viridiplantae, Streptophyta, Magnoliopsida, Asterales, Asteraceae. The transcript has 13 exons. The record is from RefSeq and is a predicted model, not a curated record. Bases 289 to 2622 code for a protein of 777 amino acids. Gene Ontology annotation, molecular function: DNA binding; zinc ion binding.